GAUUAUUUGUCUGGCAUCUGAAGAACACUGGAAUACGGCAGAUACCAUGCCAGUUUGUGCAUCUGUGCCGUGUAGCCAACGAUAGAUUGAUUACAUUUCAGUACUUUAACUUUCUCAAACGAAUGUAUGUAACGCAAUACAACAAAGACCUCAGCCAACGAGCCAAACCUAAGUCAGAUUCAGUUGCAUCUCCUUUUCGUGAGCUUCAGCAAUUGGAUCAAGAAAAAAAGGUUAUACACAAGAUUAGACCAAUUUUACCUGUUCAUCAACCUUUGAAUGUGUUGAGAGAAGUGAAGUCAGCUGCAGAAACUGAAGACUUUGUCACACCAGUAAGAGCAGAAUCCAAAGAGGACAAGCAAUGGAAAGAAAUGAAGCUACGGCUGGAUGAUUUGCCAGGAAUUUUGGCACGCUUGUCCAAAAUUAAGCUUACAGCUCUGGUUGUAAGCACUGCGUCCGCUGGCUUUGCAAUGGCCCCGGUCCCUUUUGACCUGACCUGUUUCCUGCUCGCCUCCCUCGGAACUGGACUGGCAUCGUGUGCUGCCAACUCCAUCAAUCAGUUCUUUGAGGUUCCAUUUGACUCAAAUAUGAACAGGACAAAAAACAGACCACUGGUGCGAGGACAGAUCAGCCCCCUGCUCGCCGUCUGUUUUGCUGCCUCCUGCGGAGUCCCGGGCAUCGCCCUGCUGACGCUGGGAGUGAACCCCCUCACCGGGGCCCUGGGAGCCUUCAACAUUUUCUUGUACACGUGUUGUUACACACCCAUGAAGAGAAUGAGCAUUGCCAACACGUGGGUGGGAGCUGUCGUCGGUGCCAUUCCCCCCGUCAUGGGCUGGACUGCGGCUACCGGGAGUCUUGAUGCUGGUGCGUUACUGUUAGGAGGAAUCCUCUAUUCCUGGCAGUUCCCUCACUUCAACGCCCUGAGCUGGGGUCUACGGGAAGAUUACUCCCGAGGAGGGUACUGUAUGAUGUCCGUCACCCACCCAGGGCUGUGCAGGCGGGUGGCUCUGCGUCACUGCUUGGCCUUAAUUGGACUCUCAACGAUGGCUCCUGUUCUCGACAUCACCACAUGGACUUUCCCUGUCAUUUCGCUCCCUAUCAACCUGUACAUCUCCUACCUCGGCUUUCGGUUCUACAGGGAUGCAGACCGCAGCAGCUCCAGGAAGCUUUUCUUCUGCAGUCUAUGGCACUUGCCAAUGCUGCUGCUUGUCAUGUUCACGUGCAAGAAAUCGUUCCUAGAGAAGAAAGAUAAAGGUGAUCUGCUCGGUGAAAGUCAUGGGAGGGCUAUGGAAAUUAGAUUGCCUUAAAUGUCAAUUAUUUGUCAUCCUCGUGACACAUCAGGUAGUAUAUUUUAGUAAUUACAAGGGGGAAACCUGUGGGGAUCUGUUUGAAGAAGAAUCAUUUGUGCCUAGCCACCACUUCAUGUGAUAAUUUUCUAUUUUUUUUCUGAAAGGGAAUAGACAUGAGAGCUUAAAGCAUUCACGGGCCUCAGGCCCAUUCAUUCGUCACGAAUCACAAUUUAGCCUAGGUCAAAAGCACAUCACUUUGGGAUGGCCUUCCAAAGUCUCUGUGUGUCGUGGUC
Molecule: messenger RNA, 1579 nt
Organism: Cariama cristata (Red-legged seriema)
Lineage: Eukaryota; Metazoa; Chordata; Aves; Cariamiformes; Cariamidae
Product: protoheme IX farnesyltransferase, mitochondrial
Exons: 7
Biological process (GO): heme biosynthetic process
Cellular component (GO): mitochondrial membrane; mitochondrion
Molecular function (GO): protoheme IX farnesyltransferase activity
Source: RefSeq, a predicted model, not a curated record